This is a messenger RNA of Rana temporaria (common frog), 2463 nucleotides long. Its product is annotated as purine nucleoside phosphorylase-like. The coding region runs from base 92 to 1021 and encodes 309 amino acids. The transcript is spliced from 6 exons. Gene Ontology annotation, molecular function: purine-nucleoside phosphorylase activity. Gene Ontology annotation, biological process: nucleoside metabolic process. The record is from RefSeq and is a predicted model, not a curated record. Lineage: Eukaryota; Metazoa; Chordata; Amphibia; Anura; Ranidae. Gene Ontology annotation, cellular component: cytoplasm.
GUUUGUAUACGGGCAGUGACAACGCAUGUACUAUAUAUACACAGGCGUCUAUAGGGUCCCGCUAUAGUUAUUGGCGGAAUCACGUGUACAGAUGUCUCCACCAGCACCAGGGACGGUAAACCACGAAUCCAGAAGGAUAGAAGACUACGAGUCUCGUACUGGGUACACCUAUGAAGAUUACCAACAAACUGCAGACUGGCUUUUGGCGAACACAGAUCACCGUCCUACAUUGGCCAUUGUAUGUGGCUCUGGACUUGGAGCUUUGGGUGAACUGUUGAAGGACCAGGUGGUUUUCCCCUACAGUGAAAUUCCCAACUUCCCACACAGCACAGUUCCUGGGCAUGCUGGACGUCUUAUAUUUGGCAAACUGAAUGGGAAACCAUGUGUGUGCAUGCAAGGACGGUUUCACUCCUACGAGGGUUACCCAUUGUGGAAGGUGACAUUUCCAAUUCGUGUCUUCCGCCUUAUGGGUGUAGAAACACUUAUUGUCACCAAUGCUGCUGGAGGCUUGAAUCAGGACUAUAAGAUUGGGGACAUUAUGGUGAUAAUGGAUCACAUCAAUAUGCCAGGAUUUGCAGGACAAAAUCCACUGAUUGGUCCAAAUGAGGAACGGUUUGGUACUCGUUUUCCCCCCAUGUCUGAUGCUUAUGACAAGGAAUUAAGAAAGCUGGCUCUGGGAAUUGGGCAGGAGCUGGGCUACGUGGAGAAAAUGAGAGAAGGGGUAUACUGUAGCCUCGGGGGACCCAACUUUGAGACUAUUGCUGAAUGUCGAAUGCUGAACAGUCUUGGGGCUGAUGCAGUGGGAAUGAGCACUGUUCCAGAGGUAAUUGUGGCCAGACACUGUGGCCUGAAGGUCCUGGGCAUGUCUCUUGUUACAAACAAGGCUGUCAUGGAUUACAAGGACGAAGCAAUUGCUAGCCACGAAGAGGUGCUACAGGCUGGAAAAGACAGUGCCAAAUUCCUAGAGAAAUUGGUUUCUCUAUUGGUUCAGCGCAUAGAACCGAACAAUAAUAUGUUUUAAAGAUGGUGGGACUUAAUGGGUGGAAAAGGCAUAAGGGUGCUACUCUAUUCUAUGUUCUCUUGAAAUAGGGGCAAGCACUUAUUGCCUCUUAGUUGAGUAUAGGAGUCAUCUAAUCAAAGACACACUAACGUAUUCUCUAUAUGUUAACUGUACCCACAUACCAACAUGUGGCACAACAGCACAUUCCUCAACUUCAAAUUAUCCUAGUGUCCACAAUCCAUUCCGCUGCAGCACACUGUGACAUGUACCAAUCUGUACAACAUGUUUCACACUUAGGCUUGUAGAUACUUUUAUUUAUGUGUCCAAUAUUCACUCCAUGUCUCUCAUUUUACCUCGAUCCUGAAGUCUUUGUAAUAAGACAAUUUUUUUUGGUGACUGUUACUAUUUUAUCUUUAACUAUUAUUUAUUUUUAUUAUUAAAAAUAUUGCCAAGAUCAUGUUACAUUUUUUAAAAAAAAAAAACGGUUCAAAUUUUAAACAUGUAUGAUAAUAGGUUGUAAGAAGAAUAAAUAAAUAAUUUAAAAGGUUAAAUUAUUGGAGGUACAAGAUCAGGAGUAAGGGUCAACUCAUAAUGCAUACUGUAUGUACACAUGUAAUACAGCACAACAUUAUUUAUGUUAACUUGUUUACUGCUUUUUGCAGAUUUGCACUACAAUCCAUUUAACAUGGUUUCCAAUGGAACACGUUCCGUAGUGCAAAUCUGCAAAAUGCAAAAACCACUAAAAAUGCAUAAAUGUGAAUCGGGCCAAAUGGUGCUUAUUGUUAUCCAAUUGGGUACACAUGCACGUUUCUCAGGCUAACCUUCUUAACCCAUUCUACUGUUUUACAGUACUUGGCCUGAUCUAAAGACUUUUUAGUGUGACUCAAAAUAAAUAGAAUCUAAUCUGUUAGCACCCCUUUUGUAAAUUUAAAGUUUUGCAGAAUACAAAUUUAAUGGUGCAUAAGAGGGUGACAUGUCAGUUUCUUGACCUGAAAAAGUGACUUUGAACACUGAAUUCAUAGUUCUUAGUUGGCUUUCAGCAAUCGGUAUCCACACAGCAUUGCUUCUUAGGUGGAAAUAUGAAAUCUUAUAUUUUUUUAUAUAUAAUAUUAGCUUAUUUCUGUAGAAAAUUGCUCUCUUAAUGUCUACACUAUUCUUACUGUUGCAAAUAAUUGCUUCUCUGAUAUUUGCAUUGCUAAUUCAGUUUUCAAUAAACGGUUUUACACCGGUUUUACACCCUUGAGAUAAUAGAAGUUGUUCUACUUUUGUGUUGAGUAAUAACUCCUAUGUUUUAGAGCUUCAGAGAACUGGCCUCUGUAAUCUGUCUCAUGUUUAUGUGUGGGUAGAACAGUUUCUUGUCUAUACCUAACAUUCCUUUGUAAAGUUAUAUAUACCUCUAUUCUGUGUAUAGAGCAUUUUUUUUUUAUGUAGAAUGCAUAAAUAAAAUCUAUUUGAAAUUGCAA